Sinocyclocheilus grahami is the source of this 1489-nucleotide messenger RNA. RefSeq names its product chondroitin sulfate proteoglycan 5a (gene cspg5a). Gene Ontology annotation, biological process: cell projection morphogenesis. The transcript is spliced from 2 exons. NCBI's taxonomy places the organism in Eukaryota, Metazoa, Chordata, Actinopteri, Cypriniformes, Cyprinidae. Gene Ontology annotation, cellular component: synapse. The coding region runs from base 419 to 1477 and encodes 352 amino acids. The record is from RefSeq and is a predicted model, not a curated record.
GGGGAGACAGUGGGAGCCGAAAUCAUUUCCCCUCUCAUACUGUGAGAACGCUUAGAAUCGCUUCUCUCCAAGUGGACGCGCGUCGGUUUGGUUUCAGAACCCGAUUGAUUCGGCCGUGUCCGCGCAGCGCCUCUGUGUCCGUCCUCCCGCUUCUUAGCAAGAGCACCGACUUGCAUUUUGUCUGUGGCAAUGGGACCAUAAAGGAACAAAUUCCAUCGCAUUGAAAAAAAUAGAAGCAAACAAAUACAACCAGUGAAGACACCUCACAAAAGAAGUGGACAUGGAGACGCGCAGAGGAGAUACGAUAUAACAGAUCGGACAAAACACAUCUAGGAUUUACUUCUCGACUUGAACACUUUUUGUUUCCCAAAGGGUUAUAGAAUUUUUCUUCUGCUAGAUUUCUUAGUUACACGCAAGCAUGAACCGAAAAGAGAUGAGGUCGUGUUUGAGAUGCUGGAGCGUGCCGAUGCUCUCUGUCCUUCUGCUUGUCUUCUUGACACCGCUGUUUGCACAUGGUAACUCUGUGGUGGGAAAUGAAACUGAGGUUGAUAGUGCUGUUAAUGUGACCUCCUUGUCUACCGGGGAUGAGAAGAUAGAGGAGGUGUCACAGUUCACCAGCUUGUCCAGCUCCUUAGACCCGACUCACACCGGACGAAAGUUUAGAGAUGAAGAAGCAGGUAGUGGCAUGCUGGAAGAGGUCUUCUCGCCAACUCCUGGAACUCCAACUUCCAGUGAGGGAGCCACAACUACUUUGGCAAGCCCAGAUAACAGCCUCGACUCUGCAGAAACUGAACUCUUGCCUGUCAAUACCUCCUUCGUGAAGGAGCAUGUCAUCUCCUUCGAGGAGGAAGAGGAACAGGAAACGGAAGAGGAAGUGAGGCAGCAAGUGCCUACACUACCAUCCUGGCAAGAUGCUAAAGGAGACAUGGAGACCACUGUGUUUGACCUCGACCAUGAGACAUCUCCCACAACCCCAUCCCCAACUCAUCCCCCUUCCCCUUCCCCGUCCGACGUCACCGUAGAUUUCUUUGACUCUGGAUCCCGCCGCACGAACCUUGGCCGACCGACUCUUUCCACACACGAGCUUCAGGGCCGUGACCCCACCUCCUGGUCCAUGCCCGAAAAUUAUGACUACAUGACGCCCUACGACGACAGUGUGUCUCCCACCACCGACGAUUACCCUUACAGCAGCACUACUGACUCUUACGAUGAUGACAUCUCCACUACUCCUCCUUCCAAACGCUUCCCUCCUCGAUUGCCCUCCAACCCCGUUUUCACGCUCCCCAAAGGAGCCACUGUGGGAGAAGGCCCCCGUGCUCCUCCUGGUGUGGUCGACUCCGUUAAUGGCUCAGAGUGUCGGCAGGGCUUUGUCCGCACCAAUGGCUCCUGCAAGUCCCCAUGUGACCUGCAGCCCAACUACUGCUUCAAUGGGGGCCAGUGCUACGUUAUGGAAGGAACCCAAAUGUUCUGCAGGUAAGCGCUCAGAAGA